Messenger RNA from Paramuricea clavata, 426 nucleotides. Lineage: Eukaryota; Metazoa; Cnidaria; Anthozoa; Malacalcyonacea; Plexauridae. The record is from the annotation of a GenBank genome assembly.
AUGGAUCAACCAUCUGAAUUUUGUGCGCCGGGUAAUGGUUUAAUGAAUGGCUCGCUGUGUGAACGUAACAGUAUUCCAGCUAGAAUUACGUCACGAUACAGCCUAUCUGGAUGUCUAAGUUAUGGUAAUAUACGUAAGCGAACUAGCAAUCCAUGCAACUUGGUAAAUGUCCCUGUAACUACUAGUAACCUAAAAAAUCACCGAAACAACUGCGCUGUUCCAUCUUUCUUUGUUACCAAUGCCUGCCACAUAGCAAACAAGGUGGACGAACUGUCUGCAGUGGUUGCGAUAAACAAUUCCUCUGUAAUUUUGGUUACAGAUUCCUGGUUAUCGUCUGAUAUUCCGGAUUCUAUUAUUAACAUUGGAAAUACUUACAAUUCAUAUCGACUCGACAGACAUACGCCAGGUGGUGGUAUCUUGGCAUAA